CCCCCCCGCCGCCCUCUCCUCCUCCUCCUUCCCCUCCAUGGCCAGGAAAGAGUCGGAAACUUGGAGGGCAGAGGCAUCGCCUUCCUCUGAAAACUUCGUCGUUUAGCUUGCUUCCCUCAGCUGCUUCCCCUCAUCUUGCAAAACUCAAUGCUUUCUGUGUCUGCAAAGUCUCUCCUGAUUUCAUAAAUAACCCGUUUUCAUAGCGCUGUAAGUGCCACGGGCUCCUGGCUGUGGAAUUCUGGGAAUGGUCGUUUGUUGUGGCACCAGAGCGAAGCCCGUGGCACUUAAAGCGCUAUGAAAACGGGUUACUUAUACCGUGUGGGUGGUGUUUCUGGGGAGAUAAUCUGUGCUUCCUCAAUCAGGCUGUGAAUAACCUCAGGGUUUGGGAUUUUCUCCUGUGUGUGUGACUGUUUUUAUCUUAAUGUUCUUCUUCCUGUUCUCUCUCCUCCAGAUGUCAGUUUCUCCAUUCUCUUCCUAUUUAUAUUUGGAGAAGGCUCAAUGUCUCUCAAAACUACAGUCCCCCAGGAUUCCCUAGCAUUGAGCCAGGGCAGUUUAAAGCGGGUCUCAAACUGGGUUAUUUCUGCAGUGUGUUUUGGACCAUAGUUUUCCUCAUCCCUCCAGGAAUGAGAUUUAGAUUGGCUUGGUCCUCAGGUAGAUACAGGCUGCAUCCACACUGUGGAAAUAAUCCAGUUUGAUGCUGCUUUAACUGCCACAGCUCCAGGCUAUGGCAUUCUGGGGAUGGUAGUUUAAUUGCUGUGGCUCCACGCUAUGGGAGGCUGGGAUUUGUAGUUUUGUGAGAGCCUUAGCCUUGCUAAGUAGUUUAUGUUGGCGCAAUAAACUACAGAUCCCAGGAUUCCGUAGCGUGGAGCCAUGGCUGUUAAAACGGUGUCAAACGGGAUUGUUUCUGCAGCCGUAAAGCUCCAAUUUUUCUUUUCCAGUUCCAUUUUCUCUCUCCAUACAUCUUGUGCUACCAUUAUAAUCUCUCUUCUCUUCUUCCUGAGCAGCUGCUUGCAGAGCAAUUUCUGUUAAUGCCAGUCUCACUGUGAUGUAAAGUUUAUUGCUAACCUCUUUGUUGCUAUUUGCUGUCAAGUUGACUUUGACUUGUGGCGACCCUGUGGAUGAGAGACCUCCAAGUCAUCCCCUCCUCAACAGCCCUGCUCAGGUCUUGCAGAUUCAGGGGCCGGAUCACAUUUUACAAACAUCCUACAAGGGAGAUGCUUGUUUGUACAAUUCUCAGGUAUUUUAAUCAAUGCAGUCCUAGACACUUAUUCAGAAGGCUCAGACUCCAUGUCUUCCUUGUACUCAAGACUAUGAAUGAUCACAAUGAAAUAUACAAAGAGUUUCCGGAAGCCUUGUUAAGCCGUAGCUUAAGAAGUACGACAAAUACACCUGAUCAUGGAUCUUCAGGCGGUAGUGCACACCCUGAGUAUAUUGCUUUUUUGCUGAUUCCUGUCUUCUUCCUAAUGGGUCUCCUGGGGAUUUUGAUCUGCCAUAUACUAAAGAAAAAAGGGUAUCGUUGUACAACAGAAGCUGAGCAAGAAGAGGAAAAACUUCAGGAAAAGAUAGAACUGAAUGAAAGUACAAAUGAUAAUGGUGACACUGUGGGGAAAAUCGUUGACUACAUUAUGAGAAAUGAAGCUAAUGCUGAUGUGCUGAAGGCCAUGGUGGCAGACAACUCUGUAUUUGAUCCAGAAAGCCCUACUAGUCCAGGCAGUCCAACUACCCCAGGCAGUCCCACAACUCCAGCUUCUCCUUCCUCACCUGGAGAUUCUCAGUUGAAACAUACCUGUCGAGGCCGUCAUUUGCAUACUGUUGGUGGAAUUGCAGGGACAGGUGCUUGUUCUCGCUGCAGUCAGAAAAGAUGGCAUCUUUUCAGUCCAUUAAAAAAAUCUAAAGAUGUAAGAAGAGCUCGGCAUGGAGAAGUCACUGUACUCUCAGUGGGAAGAUUUAGAGUCACGAAGGUGGAACAUAAAUCAGCUUCGAAGGAGCGUAGAAACUUGGUGUCUGUAAGUGUUGGAGACAACAUCUGUGGAGAAACACCAGCUACUCCUGUCAAAGAAUGCUCUAAAGAAGUGACAGUUACACCUGCUGGGAAACAGGGAUCCAAAGAACUGCAUCACACUCCUCCCCAGCAAGGACAGACAGCAAGAUCUAGUUCAGAAUAACAGGUGGGCAUAGAGUCUAUGCAGACCCAAAAUGAGAUGGAGGCUUUUAGAAUACGCACAAACAACAUAUUUGCAAAAAAUCAAACCUAGGACACUUAUGCCACGCCAAAGACAUAUUUGUGAAUGAACUAUUGGUGCGCAUUGCUUACAUGAUUGAAUUUACGUGGAGUUGCAUACCAGAGUUUAACAUUUUUAAAUAACUGAAAACAUAAUGACAUUUUAGCAAUUUGAGAUUACUGUGACAUAUGGUCAGCAGUUUUAUAUUUUAAAUUAUUACAUGUUUUCACUUCUAAUAAAGGGGAAUUUUAUGAAAUAUUUUUUGGAAUGGAGAAAACAGUUAUCAGCUUGCCAAAAUAGUCUUCUGCUGUGUUGCAAUGUAAAUGUAUAAUGUUGUAUUAGUUUUUUUUUAAGAGACAUAAAGUUUGGGAACAAUGUCAGAGACCAAAGUUUUGAACCAUAUUUAGGACUUAAUUUAUUGUUACAAUAACAAUGAUUGUUAAAUUAAGCACUACUUACUUAAAUUUUCUCUGUAUCCUUUCCAUAGUUACUAUUUUUGUGUUCAAAUCAAUCUAUGCAGUCUAAGGAAGACUAUAUAAUUUGCGCUUGAGUACAUGUACAUUCGUGUACAUGUGCACUUGCCCACACACAGUAUAUUCAUGAUAUGUAUGGUCUUAAAUACUGAUGGAAUCCCAAAACAGCCUUUCAGCUUUGCUGACUUGUAGAUGAAUAACUAUGGAGCUACUUCAUGAUCCUGUCUUUGUGUGUGUGUUAAUCUUAGCUUAUUACUUUUUUGAGAUGGUGAUUCUUCUACAGACAAAUUGUGAAAGCAAACUUCUUUCUGAGUUCUCUAAGAUGUUAGCACUACUGGAGAAUUUCAGAAGUUGAAUGUACUCUAGAUGCAUGUGGGAAACACUGUUCAUCACAUUAUGUUGGCAUUACCCAAGAAAAUACUGACUAUAUUAGAGCCAGCUGACCUCCAUUAUAAGAACAAAAACUCUUCAUUAUAGAAUUUCAAUCAAUGCUAAAUAUAUAACAAUGUAAGACACCUAAAUCAGUAAUCCAUUUACUGUUACAGUAAAUAAAUGCAUUAUAUCUUGGAAUGAGGGGAAAAACGGGUUUUUUUGAAGGGCGCUUUUGUUCUUUCUGUAUGUUCAAUACCUCUUUGUAUUGAACUUCAGAUGAAAUAUAGGAAAAUGGCAAUGUGUUUAUAAUAAAAAGGUGCAGAAGGAUAUAUUUUUAAAGGAAAAGUUUGGAAAAUGCUGUAUCUGGUCAAAAUCUCUCCUUUUGGAAAAGUUUCAAAUAAAAAGUAAAUGUUUUUGAUUUCAUGUAAAUUGAGUAGGCCUUGAAGAACUGAAAUUUUAUUGGAUAGUCAAUACAUUUUAGGUAUAGUGCAUUACUUGCCUGGUAAAUGAAAAUGUAUUCCAAAAAUAUCAUAAAACCUCAAGUGAAAAGGGUUGCAUCUUAAUAUGAUAUAGAUUUCUUCUUGGCAAAAUUUUAUUACAUUUCACUUGCAUGAGCUGAACCGUGAGGUGGAAUUGGUAAACACUCUUUGAAUGAAUCCCGUAAACCCCUCAUCUUUGAGAGGAGGAGAGAUAAAUGGAUGAAAAUAGGAAAAUAUUUGCCUUCACACAGAUUGAGGAACAUAAGCUUUGCCUGUACACUGAACUGCCUUUUUAUUUGGCUGUCACAAUAUUGUCAUAAGGCAUGUACACCAAAUCCAAGUAAACAUUACAUUAAAGUCCCAUUUACAUGGAUUGUGAGUAUUUGAGGACAGGGGUAGUACUUCUAGUAAAGUAUUGUAGCAUGGAGUACUUCCAUUCAGCCAUCCAUGCUUUUCUCCAUGAUAUUCCAUUGCACUACCCUUGCACCUUGGUUUUUGUGUCUGCACAAGAGCGGCGGAGCAUUCUGUGCCACUAAGCAGAUUUAGGUCUCAUGGGUCUUUUUCGUGCAGUUUUAUUUAGUGUUUUUUCUAAACACCUUUUUUUCUACUUCAACGAAGCUUGGGAUUCCCUGAAGCUUCUGAAUACUAUACUUUUAUGUGUGGAUGUUGCAAUUUUGUUUACGUAAGAAUAUAAAUUCAGCUCUUAACUUUGCAUAUAGAGGGUAUUAUUAAUUAGUGACACCUGACUUUCCCGGUUGAUUUCCGUGGGCCUUUAGCUCAAGUCCUCCGCGUGCUUAUGCAAUCCCUGAUUGGCUAGAACUAUAUAAUUUACAUUUUAAAAAAUGCGAUAUUAGAAAUAUUAACAUAAUGUUUAUUAUGAAAUACAGUUGAAAGAGGCAAGAGAAGCUGGAAAAACAAAUUCCCAGAAACCACUCCUUCUGUGACAUAGGCCAACAUUACUAAAAAAUAUUUUAUAAUUUUUUUUUGCUACACCAAGCCCUAAUGGAUGUAAAAGUUAUAACUCCUAUUCUAGAGGCCAGUUCACAUGUGUAAACAAGAUUGUUUGGGUGCAGUCCUGCAAUGGAAUGCAUCAGUGGAUGAAACCCUGUUUGUAGCACCUGAUUUAUUCACAUCGCAGGCACCCUGCAAAUUUAUGAUCAGCUUCACUAGAUCAGACUGCAGUAACCAUCUGUUUGGGUAAUUUUCAUGUACAGAUCAUGUAUAUACCUUCUGCUGUUGACAGAGCAGAUUGUGGAAGUGAUGUUUAUGUGCCUGAAAUGGGCUUCUUGUACCAACAUGAUUGUAUGAUAUGUGGCUUGCCCUAAGAAAGUAAAGCUCACUUUUUACAAGCAUGUGCAUUAAAUCUAUUUUAACAGUGUAGUUUGUAUGAAUAUUUUGUACUACUUGAAAAAUAAAAAUUGCAGUCCCCUUUUUAAA
Molecule: messenger RNA, 4983 nt
Organism: Sceloporus undulatus (fence lizard)
Lineage: Eukaryota; Metazoa; Chordata; Lepidosauria; Squamata; Phrynosomatidae
Gene: RELL1
Product: RELT like 1
Exons: 9
Coding region: 1119-2165 (348 amino acids)
Biological process (GO): positive regulation of p38MAPK cascade
Cellular component (GO): plasma membrane
Source: RefSeq, a predicted model, not a curated record